AUGGACAUUUCAACUACCUACAUACCGAAUUAUACCGAUGCCGAUACACCCAGAGCGAGGAAGAACAUGGAGCAUGUUACAUUUGACUUUCCGGAACUAGAUGAUGAUACCAGUUCGCCACUCCCACGCCGGAAAGAUGAGAAUGCCAACAACUUCAUCCUCAUGUCCUCUCUACUGAUGAUGCUUGGUGGAGUUGCAACUCAAGCUGCAAAGGCGACUGGACAUAGUGCAGAAUACUUGUUGCGCAUGUUGGUCACAACAUUGAAAGAAGAUGGAAACAACCAGAAACACAUCCUCUCGUUGGACAACAACUCGUCUUUGAAUGCCAGAAGCCGAUACAUGCACCACAAACACCACGACGAUGACGAUCAUACAAUUGCGACGGCUACUACCACCUCCAGCAUGACGACAAUCUCAAAAGAAGAACACGAUAGAGCUGUCGAGAUACUGAGAACAGACCUUGGGUCGCAAGUCAAAUUACUUCAAACAAAGAUUGACUCCCAGGGGCAUUACAAAACACAGAACCAUAUCCUUCAAACAAAGCUCGAUACCCAAGCUGAGCUUUUGCAAGAUAAGACAAUGCAAGCAAAGCUCCUACAGGAAAAAGUCCGGAACAUGCAAGGGAAGACGAAGGAUAUGCAGCAGACGGAAAGUGAGAAGCACCGUGAGUUGAAGCGUCAACUGCAAGAGCAACAAGAACGAGCUGCUGCCCUUGAAAAAUCCAACAAGCAGUUGGGUAAACAACUUGAGAUACAAAAUGAAGAGGUUUCAAAACUGGAUAAGCAGCUCGAGAUGGAGAAGGCCGAGAAGACCAAAAUGAUUGUAGCGAUGAAUUCGGAAUUCCAGAAUCUUGACUGGGAUGAUAACGCAUCAGUGGCCUCCAUGUCAGUUGCCUCGGUCGCUCUUUCCCAGAAACACAAGCAAGUGCGAGACCUUGAAUCUCAAAACAAUCACUAUCGAUUGCGAAUGAUCAAGAAACAAAAGAUCUGGGAAAAAGAACGAGCUAAGAUGACAGAAAUGGAGGCAGAAGCGCGAAAAUUGAAAAAGUUGGCAGAGUCGGAGAAAGUAAGGGCCAUGGAUAUCGAACAACAACGCAAACAUGACGUCGAGAGAGCUGAAAGUAAAAGACAAACGGCUGAGGAAGCAUUGGCUGCUGCCCAAGGAAUGGCAGAGCAACAAAGGCGUGAGAUUGAGAAGUUGGAGAAAAAGCAUCAUAAGAUCGAAAAACAAUUGACAAAGGAGAAGGAAGGAGUCACGGAAGCUCACAAGGCUCUCGAGAAAAUGCGACGUGCUUACCAACAGACCGAGCGCAAGUUGGAGGGGGCGGAACUUUCUCUCAAGCAAGCCGAAAACUGCUUGCAUGAAGAAAGACAAGAGACCACCAACGCGCGAGGUGCUCUGAAGUCUGCAAAGUCUACGAUCCAAGAAAUGAAACACGAGGUUGAGCACGAGCGGGAUUACAACCGUAAGCUAUUGGAUGAGAAGGCCAACCAAGCGCGAUCUUUCAACAAGAGAUUAGAAACUCAACAGCAAGAACUUGCUCGACAAGAAAGCCAGAUCAAUCAAAUGGAGAAACUGUAUAACGAGGAACAAUCCCGGGUGACGAAUCUUCGUGCCGAGCAAACCAGCACCAACGACGCUCUUUCCCGAGCCCAACGAGAGGUCGAGGGUCUCCAAUUGGAAAUUGAUGAACAAAAGGCGAUCAUUACAAACCAAUCGACUGAAAUUCAAUACAUGCAACGAAUGAUCGAUGACGAAAGCGCUCGUUGCCAGAAGCUUGAAGCUGCCAAGGCAAAGCUUCACGACGCCUUGGACGAGAAUCACACCUACAUCAAGUCCUUGGAACUCGAGUCCAAAAGCUUUCAGCAGGUUCUUGCUAGUAAGGACUUGAAGAUCGAGAACCUGGAAAUCAUGCAUGCGGAGCACCAGAAGGUUGCGGACAAACUCAUCCAAGAUGUGUCUUCAUUGGAAAGCACACUUGCUGCAGCCAACACUACCAUCGAGGAUUUGGAAAUGAAACUUGAUAUGGAUGCUUCCCAGUUGCUACAGCAAUCCACUGCUUUGAGCAACCUUGAAAAGGAAUGUGAAGCUGAGCGGGAGAAGAGAUCGGUGUUGCAGAAGGAACUCUCCAAUUUAUCGUACGAUCUCAAUGAGAAGAAGCAAGAGUUGACUGCUCAAGAAAUGAAGGUUCAUCGUCAUGAGGACGAGUUGGUGAUUUAUAAGGGCGAAAUCCAAGCAACUGAACGACGCCUAGACAACGAGAAGAAAAGAUCAGAAACGCUCGAAACAGAGUUGUCGACACUGCAAAGCAGCUUGCAAGCAAAGGAAAACAAAUUGAUGGCUCUCCUCGAAAAGGUUCAGGGACAAGACGAUACGAUUGAAGAUCAAAAGAAGCAGAUUAAGGAGAUAAAGUUCCUCAACUACGAAGAGCAAGAGAAAGCAGCCAAGAUUCAAGAGCAACUACCCCAACUUUUCCAACUCAUCAAGAGAGAGGAAACCAAGAGCCUCAAUUGCAAACGCGAACUCCACGAGGCUGCUGUAAAAUUGGAACGUGAGGAAAAGAAAGUUACCGCCCUCAAGGAUGAGAUUCAGUUGCUUUCAGAAGUUGUCAAGACAAAGCAGUAUAAGAUUGAUUCGCUGGAAGACUCCUUGAUGGAAAAGUUUGAAGAGAACCGACGACGAGGACAAGGCAGCAGAAGAUACUAG
This is a messenger RNA of Cylindrotheca closterium, 2706 nucleotides long. The record is from the annotation of a GenBank genome assembly. Lineage: Eukaryota; Bacillariophyta; Bacillariophyceae; Bacillariales; Bacillariaceae.